AUGUUCGGCCUAAUCACCACCCUCACCCUCCUCCUCACCACCGCCCUCGCCGCUCCCACAACCACCACCACCACACACCACACCUCAGACCUCCAAUGCCGCUGCCUCACCUUCUCCACCAGCGCCGCACCCACGCACUGCCCCUACCAAGAACUCCUCACCCUCGACUGGGACGCCGCCUUCUCCCUCGCCACGGCAAAUGACCUCAAGAUCCAGUUCGCCAGCGACACCACCAUUGCCGAGAUCCUCGCCAUCCCCACACCCGUGGACUCGGCCAUUCUGGAUGCCAUCCAGCAGGGCAAGACGCUCCCGCUGGACCCGGCCCAGCAGGUGCGCAGUGAGAACCGCAUGAUUUGCGGGUUUGAAGACGAUGUCGACAGGGUGGAGCGGUGCGACAAUGGCAUGAGUGUAGAGGUGCAUUAUGUAGGCACCGUCGUGGGACUGUUUAUGCUUUUCUUUGUGUGUUAUCUUGUUGCCGAGUAUCUCUGGACUGUAUGCUUUGCGAGGACACGGGGCAUCCGACUCGAGGGAGAAGAGAGGGCGUUGACGGUCGAGUGUGAUGAAUUGAUGGCAGACCAGAGGUGA
Molecule: messenger RNA, 585 nt
Organism: Bipolaris maydis ATCC 48331
Lineage: Eukaryota; Fungi; Ascomycota; Dothideomycetes; Pleosporales; Pleosporaceae
Source: RefSeq, a predicted model, not a curated record